GGCGCCGAGCAGGUGAAGACGCUGCCCCGUUGGGCGGCUGCUGGGUUCUUCUCCAGCCGCGGGUCUGACCCGGGACGCACGAGCCUUCUUCCUUCGCCGCCAGAGCCCGGCGCCCUGCUGUCCGCCCCGAGGCACCUCAGACCUUGCACCUCGGCUCUGGUCCCGCCUCGGCUGUGCAGCCCGCCUGCCCCCGGCAGCCCCGCGGGUCCCCGUCUGCUCCGCGCCCGGAGAAGGGGGCGGCCGCGACGCUCAGGUGCUGGGAAGGCGCGGCCUCCGCGGGGCGGGGAGCUGUCCGAGGUGCUGACGGCCUCCAAGGCUGCUGUCCCCGCCGCGCGGAGUCAGCCUGGCCGCCCUCCCUCCGCUGCCUCACCCCCAUGCCUUGGGCAAGACUAAUUUCAGGAUCGUGAAUGUCUCUCCGUACCAUGGCCCACGUGAGACGCUUUCGGACAUUACUUUCGGGAUUUCGCUUCUGGGAAGCAGCCCUGCUACUCAGCUUGGUUGCAACAAAGGAAACACAUAGUGCGAGGUCUCGAAGUGUUCCCAUGUCACCUUCUGACUUUCUGGAUAAAUUAAUGGGGAGGACAUCGGGGUACGAUGCGAGAAUCAGACCCAAUUUUAAAGGCCCUCCUGUUAAUGUCACAUGCAACAUAUUCAUAAACAGCUUUGGUUCCAUUGCUGAGACAACUAUGGAUUACAGAGUGAACAUCUUUCUUCGUCAGAAAUGGAAUGAUCCCCGCCUGGCAUAUAGUGAAUAUCCUGACGACUCUUUAGACCUAGAUCCUUCCAUGCUGGACUCCAUUUGGAAACCCGAUUUGUUCUUCGCCAAUGAAAAGGGUGCCAACUUUCAUGAAGUUACUACAGACAACAAAUUGUUAAGAAUUUUCAAGAAUGGAAAUGUUCUUUAUUCAAUAAGGCUGACAUUAACACUCUCCUGUCCAAUGGAUCUCAAGAAUUUCCCAAUGGAUGUACAAACAUGUAUAAUGCAACUGGAAAGUUUUGGGUACACAAUGAACGACCUCACUUUUGAAUGGCAAGAUGAGGCGCCUGUACAAGUGGCGGAAGGACUCACUCUGCCCCAGUUUCUGUUGAAAGAAGAGAAAGAUUUGAGAUAUUGCACUAAGCAUUACAACACAGGGAAGUUUACAUGUAUAGAAGUGCGGUUUCACCUUGAACGACAAAUGGGAUACUAUCUGAUCCAGAUGUACAUUCCCAGCCUUCUGAUCGUCAUUCUAUCUUGGGUUUCCUUCUGGAUCAACAUGGACGCCGCUCCAGCCCGGGUGGCCUUGGGAAUAACCACUGUGCUGACUAUGACCACACAGAGUUCAGGGUCACGGGCUUCCCUACCCAAGGUUUCCUACGUCAAAGCUAUUGACAUUUGGAUGGCCGUGUGCCUCCUUUUCGUGUUUUCAGCACUUCUGGAAUAUGCAGCUGUAAAUUUUGUAUCCAGACAACACAAAGAACUUCUGAGAUUUCGACGAAAGAGAAAGAAUAAGACAGAAGCUUUUGCAUUGGAGAAGUUUUACCGUUUCUCAGACACGGAUGAUGACGUUAGGGAAAGUCGAUUCAGCCUCACAGCCUAUGGAAUGGGACCCUGUCUGCAAGCGAAAGACGGUGUGACCCCAAAGGGCCCAAACCGUCCCGUCCAGGUAAAGCCGAAAAGCCCUGACGAAAUGAGGAAGGUUUUUAUCGACCGGGCCAAGAAGAUUGAUACCAUCUCCCGAGCCUGCUUCCCGUUAGCCUUUUUGAUUUUUAAUAUUUUCUACUGGGUUAUCUAUAAAAUUCUUAGGCAUGAGGAUAUUCAUCAGCAACAAGAUUAAGUCUCUGGGGGUGUGCAAGUGUAAACAGUCAAUUCAAAGAAAGCUUUACUGCCAUAGGUAUUGUGUGCACGUGUGCGUGUGUGUGGGCGUGGUGUAUAAAUGACCACUGUAUUAAAAUGGCACGUGGGAAGGUAUUAGUAUGAUUUGCUAUGCAAAGUCAUGAGACAGAUUAAGAUUCUUUUAAAGGACGCAAAUAAUAUAUAGGGAUUCUAUUUCGUGUUAAUUUAAAGUUAUCUGUUCUUUCAUAGUAUCAUAAAAAUGGAGUAUUAAUGCCGUAUGUUUAUAUGUAAUUUAGUAUCACUUAUUAGUACCUGUGAAAACUACUUUGCAAUUUGUUUUUUAAUUCAAUGAUAUUAUGUCUUACAAAAGUAAAAUUUGCACAACAAACUUUAUAAAAAGAAGAAGGGGAAAUAUUGAAUAUAGAAAUCAGUUACCUUGAGGCUUUAAAAUAUUUUCUUAUACUGUAGUUACAAAAUAGAAAAAGAAUCAACUAAUUCAGUGGAAAACUCACUCAAAAGGAAUAGAGAUUGUACAUCCAAAUAUUAUGGGACCAACUUACAAUAGGCAAUAACAAUAAAUUUCAAACUAGAAGGUUAAAAUUAAAAAACUUCUAUUGUUUGUUUAUAUACUAAAUUUAAUUGUUUAGAAUAUUAACUUUCCCUCUUUGGAGAGUUUAAACAAAUGACUUAAGAGGUCAUAUUAUAUUUUUAAAAAUCUACUUUUGUUAACUCUGUAUCUCUAUGAAUGAAGGUGGAAAUACUGAAAACAACAUUAUUAUUUUUAAAUAAGUGUUGUAGUGAUUAUGCAUUGCCAAACACUGAAAUGUCUAGCCAGCACCCUUAUUUCAUUAGAUUUUUAACAGCUGCUUAACUGUCAGUAUGUAAUUAGGUUUAAUGUUUUGAUAUAAUUGAACCAAGUUCACUAAGACUUUUAUAUGUUAGCUUAGAAUUAGGCUUUAAAAUUCAGUGGGAUUAAAGUAUUUACAUUUUGAUAAAAAUGAAUUUAAUGAAAACAAAACUGGAUUUAUGAAAGAUUUUUUAAUAAGAACAGUUUCCCAUCACAGUUAUAUGGAUUCAAACUCCUAGCUCCAAACAUAAGGAGGGAAGAUUUUAAUUCUUAAUUAUAUAAAUAAGUCAUUUCUACAAAGUGAGGAUUGGUUGUUUUUAUACUUCUGAAUUAAUUGUUUCAAUAUGUAAGCCUUUCACUAGAUGUGAAUAACUAAAUAAAAUUUUUACUUAAAAUUUAUCAGCAACUCAGCAGAAUUAUUCCAAUUACAGUGGACAUUCAUUCAUUUCACACACUGUAAUGAAGGGCAACUAUGUGAUAGAGUUCUUGGCUAAAUAGAAACAGAUUCUGAUUCUUUUUCAGUUUUGCUAGUUUUGCAUUAUUUUUAUCAUUAAUGUUAUAUUUUUAAAAGCUCUAGAGUGCUUUUAAGAUACGUCUAAUUAUUAGUUAGAUUUGCUAAAGGGGAACUCAGUGUAUUGAAUUAUUGACAGAGAAAAGUUUAGAACAAUUAUCAUCUCAGAUUAAAGAAAUGAAAAUUAGCCAGUUCUCGAACCCCAUGGAAUUAUUUUCCAACCUUUAACCACUCUCAAGUGAAAAGCAAGAACUGCCAUUUAAAGCUAAAAUUUCUCAAUGUUAUUGAACUAUAGUCUAUCCAAUUGCAGUUUUUAAAAAUAACUUAAAAAAAUAUCUGUUCAGCAAUUUUUGCUACUAAAAGAUGAAAUUCUCCUUUAUAAGCAAUUUAAAACACUAUUAGGAAAAAACCAUCAUGUUGGCAUUAAAUGUAAAUUCCAAGACUGAAAUAAAUUACUGCUAUGUCCUUACUAAUUUUAAGGACUAUGUACCCAAAAGUUAAACAUACUCUUCUUCAUUUGGUAUGUGUAAACCAAAACCGUGAAAAUAUAUUCUUGUUGGAACAAGAUAUGUUGUUUGUGUUCUCAGAAGAUAAGCUGGGCCAUUUGAAGUAAUGAUAAACUACAUUGUCUCAAUAUGUCUCUGAAAUACUUGAAUGCAUUUUUCUAUACUUCACAUGUCAUUUCAAAAGUCACCCAUCAUUGCUUACAUUAAGUGAAUUCUUCUAGGAGCAAACAGAAAAAUAAUGAACUUAUGCCCCAAAAGAAAUUCAUGGAUCUCACUUGUUCUCAUAUUUAAGAAUAAGAAAAAUGUCUCUUUUUUAAAAAUCUGAGACUUGGAAUAUGAAAACAUUAGCCAUGAGCCAACUUGUCAGCAGGGGAGUUGGUCUGGUAGAAAUCUCUCCAUCUCAAAUGUACAGCACUUUGCUUAAGUAUAGAUACUUAAUCAUCAUCUUACUCCACUAAGAAAAUACUUUGACAGCCAUCACCCAUAUGGCAACAGAGACGAGGCAAAUAUGGCUGAAUCAAAAAUGUUGAAAGGACUAUGUCCCCUCUAAUGAACUCUACAGACCCUUUGAAACUGGAAACUACAUUGCAAUUAGGAUUCCAAAGUAGCAUUUGCCUCCAUAAGCCCUCUGACAAACCCUAAUAUUUCAAGUUAGACCAACCAGGAAACUAUUAACGGUGAGAAAAUAAAAAUUCAUGUAUUUACCUGAACUAUCUACACAUAAAUUGGAAUUCUAAUAUGGAUAUCCUGAAGUAUUUUGAAAUAGCCACAUUAGAAAGCUUGUAACUUUUGUACAGUUUAUUUUACUUUUUUUUAUAAUUAUGUAUCUUGACCAUUGAAAUACAUAGUUUCAUAGUAUAUGACUUUAUAGGAAACUUUGUACCUUAGAAUAAGAUACUUUAUCCAUCUCUUUCUUUCACAGCCAUUAGAAUUAGAGUUGAACUAUAUGGGACCUAGAAGUUUCUAGGCUAUGUAAAAUACAUUCCAGAAAACCAAGGGUUUCUAAAACUUCUGCAACCUUUCCAGAUGUUUCUCCAUGGCAGUUACUCACCUGGAGUGUUCAUCAACUCCUAGUUGCCUGAUUUAAGGGGCCAUUGUGACUACUUAUCCUAUAAUCAAUUCUUAUUCUAUGAAUAUAAUCUAAUAACUUUGACCUUAAUUUUGAAUUAUAAAUGCUUUAAAAUCUAUAUAUCCCUAUAUUGGGUUUGUGAAUUCCCAGGAUCUUAUAGAAGAUAAUGACAAUUUUAGAGGAAAAUAAAGAAAACAUAAAUAAGUCAACAUGUUUAACAGAGAGAACAAGUUGUUAACUACUUUAGCACUCUUUACAACUUAUGUUGUUGUGAUUUUAAGAGAAAAAUGGGUGUAUCUUCUGUACUAUACACCCCCUUUUCUAAAUAUCUUUCACCCCAUUUUUAAAAAUACACUUUUCUCUUCUUACUGUAAUAUACCUCAACCUUCUAGUCAUUUCUGGGAACUAUUAUAUUGGCAGCUAAAACUCCCCUUUUGUCUAUAAAGUACACCACACAUGAAAUGAACUUGAGGGAAUAUGGGCUUUCCAAUAUUAAAAGUAGAAAAUAUUCUCAGUAUUAAAAGUAGUAAAUUGGCAAGACUGAAAUUCAUAACAACCCUAAGAACCACUUAGAGCCCUCUGAGAAUGAAAAUGUGCCACCGUCCUUAGACCCAUCAACCAUUAACAAUAUUUGGGGUCAUGUCUCCUACUCUAAAACAGAUUUCACAUACUUUGCAACAUAGGUAACAGCAAAAACUCUCAAAAUUUAUUAGCCUUUAUCAUCUGUAUUUUUUUAAUCUAGUUGACACUGAAUUAGUAAAGGAAAGAAAGCCUCUCCAAGUACACAGUAUAAACAUAUACAUAGUUGCUCAGUAUUUACUGAUACCAAGAAGGCAAAGACUAUAAAAUAAUGGACCUGAUUAAAACACAUUAAAAGAAUAAGUAUGCUUUCCACCCACAAAGCAGGCCCAGUUUUAACGGUCUAUCCAAAGCAAAUAUAAUCAAUAGAAAUAUGACCUGUAAUCAUUAUCUUAGUUCCCUGAGGAGAUGAGUCAGGAACUGUCUCAGUGACUCACAAUAUUGUUUUCAUCUUUAUAAUUGCAAACUUGUCUUUUGAAUUGUACUCACCUAUAAGUACAGUUAUAACAACUACAUUUUGCCUGUGAAUCUGGGUUUCAGUUUUUGAACUACUAAUUUUAUUACAACUAUGCUUGGCUUCUCAGUCACAUGCUAGUAUAGAGAUACUGGAACUUUUAGCACAAUUAUUGACACAAUAAGCUCCAACAGACUAUAGACAAAAUUUGCACUAUUAGUGGCUGGCUUAUUGUGCAUUUCAGAGAAUUUAGUUGCAAGAACUGCACCAUUUCUUUAAGUGACGAAUUUCAGGACUGCUUGAAAUUGUACCCCAAAUUGCCUAAUCUACUCAAGCAAAAUGAAAGAACUUUGCAGUUUUUCAAAUAAUUUUGACAAGACCACUUUCUUUAGCUGAACAUAUCUGAAUAACGGUCAGGGAAAGAUAUAACCACGAAGAUUAGAACUUGAUAAAAGACUGAAAUUUUGAAUAGAGUGACAACUGAAUCUUCUCCAAGAUGCCUUCGUAAUUGCUUACUAUAUCCUCUAGUUGGAGCCAGAACACCAUUCAGAGCAGUGAAUACAUAAUCACGUCCAUCUCGUAAUCUUUAACCAGUUUCCAUGACAUAUUUUAGACCUUGAAGUUUAUCAGCUCAUCCCUUUGACAUUUUAAAAGGAUCCUAAAAAUGAUUAGUAGAGUCACAGCUGGUCGCUAUAAGACAAUCUGCUGAUUUUUAAUACAGUAUUUUAGAAAAUGCACUGUAUGGACACACAGAUUGAGUGCAAAUAAAAUACUCAUUACAUCAGUUGCAUUUUUAUUCUUUUCCAAGCUGUGACUCUGGGAGCUCAACCCGGCUGACUUCAGCUCAGAUCCACGUGUCAUCUUGCUCCAGGAGCCAGGGUUGCAGGAACAGCCACUCUGUAAGGCGUGCUGUCCUCAUGGAGGAAGUCAGGGCUGAAAGGUGCCCCACCAAACUACAAAAUUAAAGCUUCUGCUCACAUGUGCACAGUCAGUUCCUCAACAGAGACCCUGGUUCCUAUCUUCUUGUUCACAUAAUGCAAAGAGAAGGAAAACGUAGCAAUUCCAUUUUAUUCUCACUGUUAUAUAAAAUAUUCAUGAACAAAUAAGCAGCAUACUCUAUGAAUCACAUUCACUUAAUUAUCUUUAACAUUAAGCUCUUACACCAGCCCUCACUGGUAUCAAAAAGUGAACUUCCAUAGGGAGUCAGCUGUUAUGCUCAUUACUUAAAAAGUAAAGUGAUGCUUAUUCUGCCAUAACAGAGAUGCUUAGUGCCCAUGCGUAAAAUAUAACUCCCUGGGAAUGGAAAAUAACUAGGCAGGGGAAAUGUUCUGGAGAUGCUUCUCCCAGAAAUGGGACCAAAAUGUAAAGAAAUCCUGAGCUAAUAGCUAGGAUCCUCUUAGUCCCUUUUUCUUCUACACUUUCCAUAUUAAUACUGUCUGUAUCUCUUACGUUUUCCCUGUCUUGCACACACACACACACACACACACACACACACACACACACACACACAAUUAUAUGAUGCUAGUGGGAUACAUUCCUUCAAAUUAGAAAUACAAAAGAAGUCAGCUUUUAUAGACAGUUACAUAGUUCUGUGAUAGGUUUUGCAAUGCAAGUGAUCCCCAGUGGGAAAUAUCAGCAGUGCAGUCAUUUGAAUUGGCCAUUUUUUAAUGAUGAGACCAUCAUGUUUUGCUUCAACAACAUAUGAAUGAGGCUGCAUGGGUUAAAUCUUUCUCCAACUAUUACCGAAAGAAUUCUAAAACAUUACUUGGACUGUCUUUGAAGAAUGGCUAUUUGUCAAACACUUCUUCUAAGAGACACACAGCAAUAACUAGUAAUACUGGGUGCUUUGUAGUGUCUUAGGCACUUAUCUCAGUAUUUUUUAUGGUUCACACACAAACCAAAUAAGAGGAGAACUUAAAAGGUGGUGGAGUAGUACUUUAAAAAAAUUAGUGUUUCUGACCCCUGGCUGUACAUUCGAAUCCCAUAUGCAUUUAAAAAAAUACAUACAUGCUGGUGGUGGUCAACAUAGAAGAUAUGAUUCAAUCGUUGAUUGAACAAAUAUUCCGCAAGAGCCUUUUACAUAAUUGCCACUGUUUUAAGUGCUGAAUUCAGUAUGUUUAGAGUAAGAUAUAAAAUUCUAGGUUAUUAAUAAAUUUACAAGUGAAAACAAUUGACAUGAAUGCACGUAGUCCUAAUAAAACUUAGUUUAACACUGGGAGUUUUAUAACUUUUUCUUUCUUCAAAUUCAGUUUAGCCAUCUCUCAAUGAAAACCUUGAAUUAAAAAUAAACUUUGACGUGCUUCUGAUCAGCUUUCCUCCCAACAUGAGAAUCUUAACCAUCAUAAUUCCUUUCCUGGUAUGAAAUUAUCCACAUACUCCUAAAACUCGUAGAGCAACCGGUGCCUCGUUACUUUGAAGGUAGGCUAUUCCAUCAUGGCAUAGCUCUAAGUAAUAUUUUUUUAAGUUUAUUUUCAUCAAGAAAUGACUUUUACUUCAUAGAUUCCAAAGAAAUCUACUCCAUUCCCUUAAGACAGUGUGUGAUAUAUUUUCUGUCUGCUGCCCAUGUUUAGACUGACUCAAUAAACUUUUUUCCACCCCUUACCACUAGCUUUAGUAUUUAAGCUAUUCGUAAAUGCACUUUAGGUGUUAAACAAUGAUAAGAUGUUUUCAGGUUUAUAAAAUAAUCAAAUAUAAAAUUGUCUAUGUAGAGAAAGAGAAAUAUAUUUUAAAAUUCUAUGUAAAUCAUAUGCAGUAUUUACAGUAUUAUGACAUGGAAUAUAAUUUAGCAAUAAUUUUAAAUUCAGUAUUUGAAAAUGAAGCUCCUAUGAAGAUAAUAUAUAGAAUCCCACAAAAUAAUAUGAAUUUAGAAAAAGUCUAUCAACCAAACAUAAUUCAUAUUUUUAGAAUAAAGCUAUAAUAAAAAUAUAAUGAAUUCAGUUGUUUUAUUUUAAUAGUUUCUUUUUCUCUGGGGGAGUUUUUGCAAAGGUGCCUUGGGGCAGCCCCAGUAAUGGACACUUUGUGCAGCCUGGCUUGUGAAUGGAAAGGAGGAGCUAAGGAGCUGAGGGUUAAAGGCCA
Molecule: messenger RNA, 8857 nt
Organism: Manis pentadactyla (Chinese pangolin)
Lineage: Eukaryota; Metazoa; Chordata; Mammalia; Pholidota; Manidae
Gene: GLRA3
Product: glycine receptor alpha 3
Exons: 10
Coding region: 408-1817 (469 amino acids)
Biological process (GO): nervous system process; regulation of membrane potential; chemical synaptic transmission
Cellular component (GO): synapse; postsynaptic membrane; plasma membrane
Molecular function (GO): transmitter-gated monoatomic ion channel activity; glycine binding; extracellularly glycine-gated chloride channel activity
Source: RefSeq, a predicted model, not a curated record